Molecule: messenger RNA, 1572 nt
Organism: Manis pentadactyla (Chinese pangolin)
Lineage: Eukaryota; Metazoa; Chordata; Mammalia; Pholidota; Manidae
Gene: DAO
Product: D-amino acid oxidase
Exons: 11
Coding region: 163-1206 (347 amino acids)
Molecular function (GO): D-amino-acid oxidase activity; FAD binding
Source: RefSeq, a predicted model, not a curated record
CCCUGCUGUGCCCUGUCUGUAACUCCAGACUUUGACCCUGAACUCCAGUCUCGCCUGAGGACAGGAUAGCCCAGAAUCGGGAGCCUCCUCUGGGGAGACAGGAGCCUGUGCGCACAGCAACUGCCUCUUUUCUCCAGAAGUCUGGCACACCAGGCUGGCACGAUGCAUGUGGUAGUGGUGGGAGCAGGGAUCAUUGGGCUGUCCACCGCCCUCUGCAUCCAUGAGCACUACCACGCAGUCCUGCCGUCCCUGGAUGUGAAGAUCUAUGCAGACCGCUUCACACCACUCACCAACACCGACGUGGCUGCAGGCCUCUGGCAGCCCUACCUCUCUGAACCCAGCCACCCACAGGAGGCGCAUUGGAACCAGCAGACCUUUGACUAUCUCCUGAGCCACAUCCAUUCUCCCAACGCUGCAAACAUGGGCCUGACCCUAAUCUCAGGCUACAACCUCUUCCACGGAGCUGUUCCGGAUCCUUUCUGGAAGGACACAGUUCUGGGAUUUCGGAGGCUGACCCCCAGAGAGCUGGACAUGUUCCCUGAUUACAGCUAUGGCUGGUUCAACACAAGUGUGCUUCUGGAGGGGAGGAGGUACCUGCAGUGGCUGACUAAAAGGUUAACUGAGAGGGGAGUGAAAUUCUUCCAGCGGAAGGUGGAGUCUUUUGAGGAGGUGGCGAGAGAAGGCGCCAAUGUGAUUAUCAACUGCACCGGGGUGUGGGCUGGGGCUUUGCAACCAGACCCCCUGCUGCAGCCAGGCCGGGGGCAGAUCAUUAAGGUGGAUGCCCCUUGGAUGAAGAACUUCAUUAUCACCCAUGACCCAGGGAAAGGCAUCUACCAGUCCCCGUACAUCAUUCCAGGGAUCCAGGCAGUGACUCUUGGAGGCAUCUUCCAACUGGGGAACUGGAGUGAGGUAAACAAUAUCGAAGACCACAACACCAUCUGGGAGGGCUGCUGCAGACUGGAGCCCACCCUGAAGGAUGCAAAUAUUGUUGCCGAAUGGACUGGUUUCCGGCCAGUACGCUCCCAGGUUCGGCUAGAAAGAGAACAGCUUUGCUUUGGAUCUUCAGUCACAGAGGUCAUCCACAACUAUGGUCACGGAGGCUACGGGCUCACCAUCCAUUGGGGCUGUGCCCUGGAGGCGGCUAAGCUCUUUCAGAAAGUUCUGGAAGAAAGAAAGUUGCUCAGGAUGCCGCCGCCCCACCUCUGAAGAUGCCAGUGACUACUGCCCCCUCCCCACAGGAGCUCCCCACUUCCCUUGGCCAGCUGAUCACUGCGUUCCUCUGUACGUGCUCACCCCCUCCCCACUCCGCCUCUUUCCUUAAGAAUCAUGAGAUGAAACUGCAAGGUCAGUCCCUGGAGGUGACUCUGGCCCCACUUGGGGGCCUCUCUGAGGUCCCUCUACCCUCUGUGGGUCUGACAUAUGAAAAAUAGCUGAAGGCUGUUACUCCAUGAACCCUCAAAUGAAAGGAAAGCUCAGAAAAUCAAGAAGCAAGCAGAGAAUUGAGGAUCAUUGAGAUUAAGUAACUUGAUGACAAAUCACACUAACAUAUUAAAGGGUCUGAAAUGUCCUGCA